AGAGGCAGUAGCGACGUGUCCCUGUUAUGGCAGCCACAUACAGCCGGACGGAGAUGCUUUAAAGCCUGGUGACAUGCUUUGACUGAUGCCUUUCAAGAGACCUGCCACUGGUCUUGCUUUCUGUUUGUUCUACUUGAGUUCUUAUUUCACCAACAAGUAUGUCCUAUCUGUCCUGAAAUUCACCUAUCCAACACUUUUUCAAGGGUGGCAGACACUUGUUGGUGGAAUUCUCUUACAUGUUUCCUGGAAAAUCGGCUGGGUUGAGAUUAGCAGCAGUUCAAGGUCUGAAGUAUUAUCAUGGCUUCCAGCUUCUGCACUUUUUGUGGGUAUUAUUUAUUCAGGUUCCAGGGCAUUAUCUAGAUUGCCAAUUCCUAUCUUUCUUACCUUACACAAUGCUGCAGAUGUUAUAUUUUAUGGAGUGGAAGUCUCAGUGCAGAAAGAGCAGAACUCCACCCUAAAACUCUGCAGAGGGCUGAUUCUUCUGUUGGCCGCAGGAGGGCUGCCUUUCAAUGACCCACAGUUUGAUAUAGAUGGCUAUUUUUGGGCCCUCGUACACCUACUAUGUGUUGGGGCUUACAAAGUAUUUCACAAGUUGUGGAAACCAAAUUCUCUAAGUAUCUCUGAACAACAAUACAUAAACUAUGCAUUCAGUGUGGUGAUGUUGGCUUUUGCAUCCCACCCAACAGGUGAUCUCUUCAGUGCCUUGGAAUUUCCACUCCUGUACUUUUACAUCUUUCACAGCAGUUGCCUUGCCAGUGGAUUUCUGGGAUUUCUUCUGACUUUACAUACUAUGAAACUUAAAAACAGCAUCUCCUCAGGACAAUAUUUAGCUUGGAAUUUCUUAGCGAAGACAUGAUCUGAAGGCAUUAUGAUUUUGCUGAAGCUAAGCUGGUUUGGAAGACCUGUUAGGAACCUUCGUUUUAUGCCAUGAACUCUACGAUGAAAGACAAACGGAAUCGAAAUAUAAUAAAUAUUAACAGUAAAAUAGCAAUCCUGUCCUUUCCAACACCAAGCAAUGGGAGCUAUUGUUCUUCCUUUCUGGUUAUAUGUCAGAUUAUUGUAUAAAAUGCUGAAAAGUAUUUCUUUUCUUACCCAUAAUCAUAACAUUAUUACAUUAUUUGUAAUGUGUCUUCCUCUUUACCAUUUCAAAUGUUAUUUCUGCUUCCUAAUAAAACAGUAUGAGCGAGUUACCGAAUCUGUAAAAUCUUAAUCAUUAAAAAUUAUUCUCUGUAUAAUACUUUCCUGUGCCCAACUUGACAAACCAAGGUUUUUAUUUAGUCUUUCUCUUAAGCUAUUUAUAGUCUUCAGUAUAAGCUGAAUAAUGAUUCA
Pantherophis guttatus is the source of this 1329-nucleotide messenger RNA. RefSeq names its product solute carrier family 35 member D4 (gene SLC35D4). The record is from RefSeq and is a predicted model, not a curated record. NCBI's taxonomy places the organism in Eukaryota, Metazoa, Chordata, Lepidosauria, Squamata, Colubridae.